UCGUCUUCCGCUGCUAGAUAUGCCUUCUUAUCUCAGGGGAUUCCUGAUCAAAUCCAGCCAUCUACAGCUCAACGAAGUUUUGUGGAUAAUCUCUUCGGUCCCCCUUUAUCUUGGAGAACAUUUACGCCAGUCAAAGAUUCCUCUUGACAGGCUUUUAACUGAAAAAAGCUUCCUCUGAGACAGAGCUCCCUCAGAGACAGCCACCAGCCAGCACUCCUUCCGGGAAGUCCUGACGUCAGCCCUUUUAAUGGAACUGGAGCCUGAGGAAUUGGAACUAACUGAAUUAUAUUCCCAUCUACCAGAGAUUGAAAGAUCAAUGAUUAUUGAUAAAUUACAUCAUUUAAUACACCGUCUGGAAGCCGUGAAACCAGCAACGAUUCAGACUAAAGGACAUUGUAUCAGCAAUCUCAAUGUGGGCCCGCCUCUAAAGCAGCACAAGCCCAAUAUAGUUUCCUCUAAGGUCCCAAACUCCAGCCAACUAAACAAGCCACUCCAGGGAGGUGAGGAUUGGAUAAAGUCAAGAUUUCUGGAUCCUGGGGAAAUGGCCUCUCCGCAACGGCAACAAUCCAUCCAUCAGCCGGAUAAAUAUCUGCGGAGAAGAAAAGGCGCACAUGAAAUAGAACCCAAGACUGAUCUUACCCGCUGGCGAUUAAGCACCGUGGAAGGACGGCAGGGAUGGUACUACGUGGCAGACAAUGAAGAAUGUGCCCGUGAACAGAAUGCAAUCGAGGCUUACACUUUAGGGUUGGACACUAGUAAAUUCUUUCCAGACGUACCCAAAGCCAGCACAGCCCAGGAAGCACUAUGGAAAGCGAUUCCAUUCUUCUCUGGCCUGCAAGCUGAAGAUGGCCACUGGCCCAUGGAGUGCUCUGGGGUCCUCUCCCUUGCACCAGGUCUUUUAUUUGCAUGUUAUGGUGCCAAGAUCUUACUGCCAGAAGAAGUCAAGAAAGAGUUGCUGCGUUAUAUACUCUCGAAACAGCUUCCAGAUGGUGGCUGGGGUCUCCAUCUUAAGGAACAGUCAACAGUAGUUGGCACAGCCUUCAAUUAUAUAGCUAUGAGAAUCCUUGGACUUGGACCUGACCAUCCAGAUGUAGUGCGGGCUCGGAUAAAUCUCCAUAAGAAAGGUGGUGCUCUUGGAAUUCCGCAUUUGGGUAAAGUUUGGCUGGCUGUUAUGAAUUUGUACAGCUGGGAGGGAAUGAAUUCACCAUUUCCAGAGUUGUGGCUCCUCCCUACAUGGAUACCAGGCCAUCCCUCCACUUUCUGGUGUCACGCCCGCCAUAUCACUCUUGUGAUGUGCUACUGCUAUGCCACCCGCCUGACUGUGGAAGAAGAUGAAUUGAUCCAGAGUCUAAGGCAGGAAAUUUAUGUGGAGGACUUCUCUAGCAUUGAUUGGCCAGCCCAUAGGAACAAUGUUGCCGAAACCGAUUUGCAAGCUCCACACAGCUGGAUGCUGGAUGCUGCUUAUGCAACAUUCAAUUGGUAUGAGAGAUACCAUUUUACCAGUCUCAGAAAGAAAGCCAUAGCAGAAAUGCAAGAACAAAUCAAGGCUGAUGACAUAUUCUCAAACUACACCAAUUCUAGCCCGAUCUGUAAAUCAUUUCAUGUGAUAAUAUGCUGGUAUGUUGACGGAGCCAAUUCUCCAGCCCUUCAAGAGCAUAUCUCCAGAAUCUAUGACUACCUUUGGCUUGGACAAGAUGGUAUGCUAAUGAAGGUCAUGGGAUCGCAGACCUGGGACGCAUCAUUCACUGUUCAAGGUUUCUUGGAGGCUGGGGUUCAGAACAAUCCUGACUAUGAAUCCUGUCUGAAAAAAGCCCACGUAUACUUGAAAGCCUCUCAGAUUGUAGAUAAUCCACCCAACUACCAGAGAUAUUAUCGGCAGAUGAACAAGGGCGGAUUCCCCUUCAGCUAUCGAGAGAAUGAUUGGAUAGUCAGUGACUGUACUGCUGAGGCAAUGAGGGUACUGAUGCUGCUGGAGGAAAAAUGCCCCUUCAUAGAAGAUCAUGUGGCACCUCAGCGCCUCUUUGAUGCUGUCAAUGUGAUGCUGAACAUGAGGAAUUCCAAUGGUGGUUUUUCUUCUUAUGAAACCAGGCGGGGUAGCUGGCUACCGGAGAUAAUGAACUCCUCAGAGUCAUAUGCUGACUGUAUGGUAGACCACACCUAUACAGAAUGUACUUCAUCAGUAAUGCAGGCAUUGAGACAUUUUGAGAAAAGAUUCCCACACCACCGGGUGGAUGAAAUCAGUGACACUCUCAUUAAGGGUUUGCAGUAUUGUCGUGAUAUGCAGAAAGCUGAUGGCUCCUGGUUAGGGAAUUGGGGUGUAUGUUUCACAUACGGCACUUGGUUUGCACUAGAAGCAUUUGCGUGUAUGGGAUACAUUUACCAUCAUGGGGUGGCAUGCAAGGAAGUGACCAAGGGCUGUGAGUUCUUGGUCUCCAAGCAAAUGAAAGAUGGUGGCUGGGGAGAGGAAUUUGAAUCCUACAAGUUAUGCAAAUAUAUUCAGCACACAGUAUCCCAGAUCCACCACACUGCCUGGGCUCUGUUGGGGCUGAUGGCUGUUGGAUAUCCUGAUGUUCGAGUUCUGGAAAGGGGAAUCAAAGUUUUGAUUGACAAACAGACAUCCAUUGGGGACUGGCCUCAGGGUGACAUUGCUACAGUAUUCUGCAAAGCUGGUACUCUCCACUACAGUGGCUACCGAAUCAUCUUCCCUAUUUUUGCACUUGCCCGCUUUACCCGCCUUUAUCCUAGUAGCCUUGUCACUAAAGACCUUCUGAACAAUGGAUCUGUACAUUCGGAGCAGGGUCAGACUAGAGGAUGCUGAGCAGAUAGAGAUGCAUUGUCAUUCCUGAGAGCUUGUACUUCCACCUUCUCAACAUCACACAGUGCUUUACUUUCUUGGUUGUUUAUCUCUCUGCAGUAUAUGCUGUUUAUUUUUUAUUUUUAAAAAAUACAAUGUUAAUUAACUUGAAACAUUUAUUUUGUGCAAACAUCUUUAAUUCAUCUUACUUAUUCUCAUAACCUUCCUGUGAGAUUGGCAAGGUGGGGAGGGUGUUGGCAACGAAGCUGGGAGAUAAUGCCUUUUCUUUGCCAGGCUAACUGAUCUAACAGCAUUUGUGGCUGGGAAUAGCUUAAACCAUCACAUGAGCUAUUGCCCACUCAUGAACCACAAGGGUCAUGUGUGGACUGAGCAGGUGAGGGAACUAUCUGCUGAACACUUGUGAGUUUGCUAUUCGGUCAGUCCCAUAACAUAUCCACUACUUAAAUAUAAUUCAUAGAUCUUAGAAUGAAUAGCUUCAGUCUGUAGCUGGUUUACUAUUUGGUGUCUUCCAAGUGGAGCCUGCGCAUCUCCCAAAAGCACCACAGCGGAAUAUAACAGGUGGAAUCUAACAAGUAUGUUUUAGUCUCCCUUUCAUUUGUUGGUAAAUUUCUUUGUGUUCUAUUUAGUUGUUGGCCUCUACUAAAAGCUAUGUGGCAAACAUCACACAUUGAUGGGCAACCAGUGGGACAUACAACAAUUUCUUUCUAUUCCAGAAAAAGGAUUUUCUACAUUUAAUUUCAUUACCAUGUCAAGUAAUGCCUAUUAAAUUGUGGAGAUGUUACUGCUUGUUAUAUACAGCUACUGCAAUAUGGGUCUGGUUCACAUAGAAUUUUAGUGCAGGUCUGGUGCUACUCACAGCCCCUUUUAAUUUGCAUGAUUCACAUGAUGUGACUGGCAAUCAGCAGCUAAAACACAGUUUUCCCCUUUAAAUCCGUAGUAAAAACAUGCUGUUUUAAUCCAAAAAGAGAAGGUAAAUACAUCUCCAGUUCGUAUCUCUAGGGGCUUGUAGAUGCUUUACUCCGAUGCUUCCCCUCUCCAUGCCCACUCCCUCCGCCUCCCUUUGUUCAUGACAUUUCCUGUUUGGCUGCUGGCUCCAGUUCUGCAAGCCUGCUGCAAACGGUGCUUUAUUUUUCUUUCCCACCCCAAUCUGUGCACAAAAGCAUAACUCUGUUCAAGCAAAUAUUUGCAUUCCAACUGGAUUGUAGCAGUGAAAACACAAAUAAUCGCACUUGGGGGGGUUAUGAAACUCCGGAACAAACUGAGCAUGCUCAGUUGCCAACAUAAACAGAGGAAGUGAAAUCUUGACCUUAAGAGGGCAUGGUCAUUAGGAAGCUGUGUGAUCAAUCCUUUCCCUUCAGUGUGAAUGAAAAGCACCGGGUUUGCAGCUGGCUUUGAGCCCCCUAUGUGGACUGUGCAAACAGAAAAUGGAGGUAAAAGCAGCGUUUUUAAUACGAGGUUUUGCUCCCAUGUGGAUAAGCCCAUGGUGUUGAGCAGUGAAAUGCCCUUUUCACAUUGAGCAACUCACAACUACUUCAUAGUAGUAGCAACAGUUUGAAAUGAAAUGAAAUCUGGCACAGGAAAAUAGUGUAGAUGUAGCCUUAGGGAUAGUUUCUGCCUGUUAAAAACUGUCUCCAUUUUCUUCUUUCCACUUUUCUAGAAUGUAGGGGAAAGGUCUGAGUCAAUAAGCUCCUGAAUAUAUGACUGUAUUUGAUUAUGAAUAUGACUGUAUUGUGAACUUAUCUGGUGAUUUAAUUAUUUGCUCUAGAAAUGUGUAUCAUUAAUAAAAUAUGACCAACCAACCCCUCAA
This is a messenger RNA of Rhineura floridana, 4622 nucleotides long. Its product is annotated as lanosterol synthase-like. Gene Ontology annotation, biological process: triterpenoid biosynthetic process; cholesterol biosynthetic process. Bases 248 to 2818 code for a protein of 856 amino acids. Gene Ontology annotation, molecular function: lanosterol synthase activity. Gene Ontology annotation, cellular component: lipid droplet. NCBI's taxonomy places the organism in Eukaryota, Metazoa, Chordata, Lepidosauria, Squamata, Rhineuridae. The record is from RefSeq and is a predicted model, not a curated record. The transcript has 22 exons.